This is a messenger RNA of Spodoptera littoralis (African cotton leafworm), 624 nucleotides long. Lineage: Eukaryota; Metazoa; Arthropoda; Insecta; Lepidoptera; Noctuidae. The record is from the annotation of a GenBank genome assembly.
AUGUCUCAACAACAAACUAAGAACUGUAUAACUCUGCGAGGAUCGGCUCAAAUUAUUUGUGAAUAUCUCAAAUUCGCUAUCAAUUCGGUGCUGUUCCAAAGAGGUUUAUAUCCACCAGAAACUUUUAAGGCAGAGCAACAGUACGGCAUCACGCUGUUAAUAUCAGAAGACGCACAAAUCAAAAGCUUUUUAACUAAUUUAUUGACUCAAAGUGAAGAAUGGAUAUUGAAUAAGAAAGUUAGCAAGUUAUCGCUUAUCAUCAUCAACGUAGCAAAUAAGGAAGUCCUUGAAUGUUGGGACUUCAAUGUGCAAUAUGAAGAGGGAGAUGCAGCGUUAUCUAAAGAAAAGAAUGAAACCGUAGGAAGCAAAGACUUGAAGAAAAUACAGCAGGAGAUCCGUGAUGUAAUGUUGCAGGUAGCGGCUACAAUAUCUUACUUACCAUUCUUAGACUGUAGGUGUUCAUUCGAUGUAUUAGUUCAUGCUAAGACGGAUUGCGAUAUUCCCGAUAAGUGGGCGGAAGCGAAACCUGUGGAAAUACUCAACGCACAAAAUGUUCAACUUAAAACCUUCUCCACUAGUCUACAUAAAAUGGAAACUGUUGUUAGUUAUAAACUUGUAGAUUAG